Molecule: messenger RNA, 891 nt
Organism: Aphis gossypii (cotton aphid)
Lineage: Eukaryota; Metazoa; Arthropoda; Insecta; Hemiptera; Aphididae
Exons: 2
Coding region: 1-891 (296 amino acids)
Source: RefSeq, a predicted model, not a curated record
AUGGCUGGUUCAAUUGAAGACAACGCGGCAUUAUACAAGAAGAAGACCUACACUUUUGUACCGCCAGCACCUCCGGCUGAUCUCAUCGAGUCUACUAGCUACACACUUGACUUUACGGCCCGUAAGUUUAUUCAUAUCGGUAUUGACCCAUCUUUGAGUUUCAAAAUUGUAGUGCAUAUACUAACUUCUUCGAGAUACGUUCAUAUUACUCCGGAAUUUUUAAAAAAAAUAUUCUCGUAUAUGGGUCAUAUCCUGUCUUUUAUACAGGAUACGCCACAGAAAUAUAAACGAGUAAUAUUUUAUGAAGAUGAAAUAUUAAAACUAUCGAGUAUGGUAUACAGCGGAGAAAAUGUGUUGGUAAUCGAAACAAAAAAUCGUGAUGGAUGUAGAGUACUGCUGAAUCGGGGCGACCUUCUUCGACUUCAAUAUCUCGAAUGUUCUAUUUUCGAGAGCAUCGUGCGAAAAGAAGUAUUCACUGUACCUUUAGUUAUAAAUCAGUAUAAUGAGAUUAUAGCAUACCUAGAUAAAAAAUGUGCUCAACAUAAAUUAUCAUCGGAAAAUUUGGAUCAGAUGGUAAUUUUCAUUAAAAAUAUACAAGACGAUCAAGUCGUUAAGUCCGUUCCAAACUUCUCCAAUCAAAUACAGAUGUGUGCAACUGUACAGUUGACUGAAUCAUUAUUACACCAGAACAACUCGCAUGAGUAUUCCAAUGAAACGACGCUCAUUUCACCAAUGUCGUCAUCAACACCAAUGUCACCACCUACACCGAUGUCAACACCACCACCGAUCUCACCACCACCGAUCUCACCACCACCACCAUCGAGUUUCACCAGUCAAUCGCCGAGCAGAGCAGUCGAUGAAAACGAUGGGCCGUUACAUUUCAACAUGUGA